This is a messenger RNA of Aspergillus tanneri, 1305 nucleotides long. RefSeq lists its product as uncharacterized. The transcript has 10 exons. The record is from RefSeq and is a predicted model, not a curated record. Gene Ontology annotation, molecular function: amino acid transmembrane transporter activity. Bases 1 to 1305 code for a protein of 434 amino acids. Gene Ontology annotation, cellular component: vacuolar membrane. Gene Ontology annotation, biological process: amino acid transmembrane transport. Lineage: Eukaryota; Fungi; Ascomycota; Eurotiomycetes; Eurotiales; Aspergillaceae.
AUGCAGGUCUCCAAUCAGCGCGAGUCCGAUCCCGCCUCGGACGAGGAGAAGCAGUACGAGAAGCAGCCCGCUGAGUAUCAGGAUACCUUCGGAGAUGAAGAGCAAUGCGGCUUCUUGAUGGUGGCCGAGACGGUCUCUCUAGGAAUUCUCUCCCUGCCCGCUGUGGUUGCUGUCUUAGGCCUUGUUCCGGCCGUGAUUCUCCUGCUCGGAAUCGGCCUGCUGGCCACCUACACCGGCUACGUCAUUGGCCAGUUCCGCUGGCGUUUCCCGCAUAUUCAGAGCAUGGCGGACGCUGGAGAGGUACUGCUCGGCAAAGUGGGCCGUGAGUUCAUGGGCACCGGCCAGCUACUGCUGCUGCUGUUUAUCAUGGCUAGUCACAUUCUCACCUUCACGGUGGCAAUGAACUCCAUUACGAAUCAUGGUACCUGUUCCAUUGUCUUCGGUGUCAUCAGCAUGGCUGUCUCAUGCAUUCUAUCCUUGCCUCGCACGAUGACCAACGUGUCUUAUCUUUCAGUAGCUUCCUUCAUCAGUAUCUUUUCAGCCGUCAUGAUUACCAUGGUUGGUGUCGGCGUGAAGAAACCCUGGCAAGGCGAGAUCCAUGCCACUGUCGAUACCAGUCUGUACAAAGCCUUCCUGGCUGUCUGCAACAUUGUGUUUUCUUUCUCUGGAAAUGUCGCCUUUUUCGGGUUCAUCUCCGAAUUGAAGGAUCCAAAGGAGUACCCCAAAGCUCUGGCUCUUCUCCAAGGGACCGAUACCAUUCUAUACAUUGUUGUUGCUGUUGUGAUCUAUGUGUACGCCGGUGACGAAGUGACCUCACCUGCUUUGGGGUCGGCUAGUCCUGUCGUGCGUAAGGUUGCCUAUGGUAUUGCCCUGCCGACGAUUAUCAUCGGCGGUGUGGUAGUCGGUCACGUUGCCUGCAAGUAUGUCUAUGUGCGUCUGUUACGCAAUACCGAACACAUGCACAGCAAGAACUUUAUUGCAACGGGGUCCUGGAUAGGCCUUACGGUGGCAUCUUGGGUGAUUGCGUGGGUUAUCGCCGAGGCGAUUCCUGUUUUCAAUAACCUACUCAGUUUGAUCGCGUCGCUAUUCGCAAGCUGGUUCACCUUCGGAUUCCCUGCCAUGUUCUGGUUGUAUCUCAAUAAGGGACGGUACUUUUCGACAGCUAUGAAAACUACCCUUACUAUUCUCAACGUGAUCAUCAUUGGUAUUGCAGCAUGCAUUUGUGGUCUUGGGCUGUAUGUUUCCGGAAAAGCAUUGCAUGAUGAUCCAAGCAGCGCGAGCUUCUCGUGUGCGAAUAAUGCAUGA